GUGGCAAUCUACCUGGGAAGUACUACCUCCAACAGUUUCAUUUGCACUGGGGUGACAAUGACAAUAUAGGAAGUGAGAACACUGUCGAUGGAAGACAUUAUUCAGCAGAGGUGCAUUUUGUUCAUUUUAUGGAAGGUCUUCAUAAUAUGUCAGAAGCUGCAAAAACUCCACACGGCAUCGCAG
Messenger RNA from Ostertagia ostertagi, 183 nucleotides. NCBI's taxonomy places the organism in Eukaryota, Metazoa, Nematoda, Chromadorea, Rhabditida, Trichostrongylidae. The record is from the annotation of a GenBank genome assembly.